GAUGAUGAGCCUGCAGCUGUCGCGGUGUUCAGCAUACUGACCUGCUGUAAAAUCAAGCCAACACUUCAACUGCCUGAGUAAUCUCUACAGAUACACCAAAGUACUCAUACAAGGGACACCCCCUUCCAUUGUCCAUAUCCUGAGUGCGGACGAUCAUUCAAUGUAAACUCGAAUAUGCAGAGACGUUACCGUGACCAUUCAAUUUCAGCCAGGCCGGCAAGCAUUUAUCCGAAGAGAGCCGCUCAUCGUCGUUGUCAGUGCCUCAGCGUCAGCCAAUGUACUGCUCGUCGACGCCGUUACCACCAUCCUUUCACCUGUCUUCACCGUCACACUGAUUGUCAUCUAUUUCCUGUCACUCGCCUAAAACGCGUAUCUGUGUCCACUAUGCCAUUAUCUCCAACGGAAAUCCUAGAUCGUACCUCACCAUCACCGUUUUUCUCGUAUACUUCCUCUUUGUUCCCACCACCUAUCUCCCCUCUAAUCUCGCAGCGUACUAAAAUCAACCGUGGCACCUAUGUCUCGCGCCCGUCGCCUUCUAAUUCUGAAGAAGAGGACGAAGGUGCGAGGGAACCUAGUUUUAAGCUGCAUGCUGCGAAACUUCGCGAUGUGCCGAGGAUGUGUAGUGAUCGGUGAGACACUGAGUACGGGUUGGAUGCAUAUCGACGUAGGGAGGAUCCCGGCCGAGGGUCGAAGAGGCGGCGCAUCGAGUACGAUGAAGAAAAUAGACGGCCAUGCUGGGAUCGUGUAUCAGAUAUCCGCACGAAAUAAGUAAUUUGCUUCAUCGAACAAGACUCCGAAGACCAUUCUGAACAAGAUAAUGAGUCAUAGAAACAGAAUGGGCGACAUACCAUUGCCAACGGUCCCGAAUACGGCAUUGUUGGUGGAAAACGGUGAGAGAAGCAAUAGAUAGUGCAG
This is a messenger RNA of Desarmillaria tabescens, 915 nucleotides long. RefSeq lists its product as uncharacterized. The record is from RefSeq and is a predicted model, not a curated record. The transcript has 2 exons. The coding region runs from base 175 to 633 and encodes 152 amino acids. Lineage: Eukaryota; Fungi; Basidiomycota; Agaricomycetes; Agaricales; Physalacriaceae.